Molecule: messenger RNA, 885 nt
Organism: Gongylonema pulchrum
Lineage: Eukaryota; Metazoa; Nematoda; Chromadorea; Rhabditida; Gongylonematidae
Source: the annotation of a GenBank genome assembly
AUGGGUCCUACAUCACGUGAACGCUUCGAAUCGGUGAGCCCAUCUCAGCGCUCAAUUGUACUUUCUGAAGCGACAGCUCCGUACUUUCCUUCACAGUCACAGCAGUUCCAUGGCUUUCAAGUGCCAGAGCAGGUUUGUGAUUCUCAAAAGUUUUACAGUCGAAAAGACAGUGAAUCAGAUGGGACUUCUGUGAUGUUUGAUAAUCUUUGCACCGUUAUACAGUCGUCCCUAAAAGUGCAGCCUGCUAAAUAUUAUUUUUCACAACCGCAGCAACCCAAUGAACCUGUGAUACCGCAGCAGCUCAGUGAAUCUGUAGUGCCGCAGCAGGCCCGUGAACUUCAACAGUUUUACAGUGUAGAAAACGGUAAAGUAGAACAAGUAGCAUUUAAGAAGCACGGUGAACUUAGUACCGCUGCACAGUUGUCACAAGAACAGCUUACUAGAUAUCGUACUUCAGAACUGCCGCGGCUCCAUGAUCCUUUAGUGCCGCAGCAGCUCUAUGAUACUCAACAGUUUUAUAAUCCAAAAAGUAGCGAGAUAGGACAAGCAACAUUCUUGAUGGGCAAAGAACCUGGCACCAUUGCACAGUUGUCGCCACAAAAACAGCUUGCUAGAUAUCAUCCUUCAGAACAAUUACAGCUUCAUGAUCCUCAACAGGCUUCCAAUCCAGAAGGCGGCGAAGCAGGACAAGAAGCAUUCAUGAUGGACGAAGGACUGAGCAUCGUUGCAGAGUUGUCACCACAAGAACAGCUUGCUAGAUACCAUCCUCCAGAACAGCCGCAACUUCAUGAUCUUCAACAGUAUUACAAUCCAGAAAGCGGUGAAGCAGAGCAAGAAGCAUUCACAAGGCACAAUGACCCUAGCAUAGUUGGACAAUUGUCGUGA